GCACUGAACACCUCAGAGCAGCCGCCUUUGGGAAAGAGAGGCACUCCUUCUCCUCCUCCAGCUCAGCAUGGCCUUCAGAUUCCUUGGUCUCAUCCUACUCCCAUGGACCCUUCAGCCAGGAGGAGGCCAGACUUUGAAACAACUCGGACCCCCAAUCCUGGUGACCUUGGCCCACCAUCACCUUCCCUUGACUUGUGAGUUCACCUACCUCCACUCCCCGACCUUUGGGAGCUACGAGUUCAGAUACUAUCACAUUGACCUCCAGGGCAGACAGAGCCCCCCCAUCUUGACUGGCUGCAGUAAGACCCCUGGAGUCGAGAACCAGACCUACACCGAGCAGUGCCCAUUCAACCUGACAGCGCUGCACAACUCUUCAGCUACGGGCACCUAUUACUGCCAGGUGCAAUGGUCUUCCCAGACGAUGACGGGCAGGGGGACCUUUAUCCUGGUCCUAGAUGCUGAAUACAAAGAACCUCCGGAGGGGUCUAAGAAGCUUCUCCUCUUCACCCUCUUUGGCCUCCUGGCUGUGCUGAGCAUCCUGGGAACAGGCCUGUUGCUCUGGAAGGCAAAGAAACACAGGAGGUCUGCCAAGAAGCUCCUGAAGCAGAAAGACCUGAACCCAGCGAGGAGCUCAGCAGACCCCAACUCUGAGCGCUCAGGAUCUCUAUACACUGCUCUUCAGCCCCACCUCUCAGAGGUCUAUGAUCACCUGCAGAAUGACACCAGCACCCAGCUCUCUGAGUGGAGCCCACCUCUCCAGAAACAGCAUGAAAGGGGAACAGAAGAGCUUAAUGCCAUCUAUGAAAAUUUCUAAAGAAGGUGUCAUCCUUGGCCCCACACCCGAGGAGAUGACAUCCCGUCAGUGCCCUGAGGCUCCGAGGCUACCAUGUUGGGGAUGGGAUGUGAGCUGACCUUCCCCCCCGCCCCCGCUCCAUGUGAUGCUCCAUGCAUCCUGUUGUCCACCAGAAGUCGAGAUGCUGCCACAGCUCAGUUGGGCUUUGAGUCCCCUCUGAAGACCCCUUCCCUCCUCCACUCUCCCUUCCCCUGCCCAGCUUCCCCACCCCACUGAGCAAUCCCAUGGCUUCUCCCACAUCGACCUCAGGAGGCAUCUAGAUGGACAAUCUCUUACCGUCUCAUGCGGCUGUUUCCUACGCACAGCAUUCUCUACCUCCCCCUUCCUCUGAGGUGGAGGUCAGGAGCUCUGGCUUCUGUUACUUACUGUGUGACUGUGAGCAAGUCACCUCACCUCUCUGAGCCUGAUCAUGCCUCUCUUGUGGGCUUUGUUCUGAGACAGCCUGGCGGGAUGGUGAAAGUGACGGAUCUGGUGUCCAGAGGAGCCUCGCCUGUGAUACUCACUGUGUGACCACAGGCAGGUAGGUCACUUAACCUCUUUGAGGCUCAUCUGCAAAAAAAGGAGUUUGGUUCAGCCGGCAUCCGGGGUCCCCUUUGACCCUAUAUUUAUUAUUCUGUAACCAAAUACGAUAAUGAAUGCAAAAGUACCUUAUAAACAUAGGAGGUUUUAUUAAUAAUACUAGUCCAUUUGUCUAGAGUCACAAAGAACUGAAGCAUAUUGUUGUCAUAAGGGUAUGAUCACUCUGAUCACCGGUUCCUUUUUUUCCCUUGGGAACCAUGAUGUCCAGAGGCUUGUUACGUGAGGGUGUCAUGUGAGAAGUCUAGAAGCAGCGGCAGGUUUUGAAAAGUGUUGGGAAAGAUCUCCUAAAGGACAAGACGCUGGCUUGGGGCAGACACAUGAGCCUGGGGCUGAGAGAAGUUAGCUGAGGAGAAAUGGGAAGAAAAUUUCUGCUGUGUCCGGAGUGCCUGGGAACAGCUAGGUAGUACAAUGGAUAGAGCACUGGUCCUGGAAUCAGGAGGACCUGAGUUCAAAUCACUAACUCUGUGAUCCUGGGCAAGUCAUUUAAUCCUGUUUGCCUCAGUUUCCUUACCUGUAAAAUGAGCUGGAGAAGGAAAUGGCAAAUCACCCCCCCCCAGUAUCUUUGCCAAGAAAACACCAAAAAGGGUCAUGGAGAAUCGGACAUAACUGCACGAGCCAGUAUUCCAGUUGAGCCUAGAUGUGAGUGACAGCCUGUGGUUCAUUGAUCCUGGGCUGAGCAGUGUUGAUGAGCCUACAGUUCAAUACUGGGUUUAGUUCCCUAGAGUGACAGUGAGUUUCCAUAGCUCUUCUUGGUGAGUGACUGAUAUAUCCCCUUCCUGCUGAGUUGGUGAUAUAGUAUGAUUAAUCUGACACUGAGAUUAGUGUUCUCUGGGAGACAAAUGUGGGGGCAACAGAAAUUUGGAAAUGGGUGCCAAGAGCAUUUCCUAUCUGAUUUAAUUCCCUGUUGUUGUCGUCAAGUUAUUCUGUUCCAUUAAAUGCCUUUGCUUUGAA
This is a messenger RNA of Dromiciops gliroides (monito del monte), 2383 nucleotides long. It is a transcript of the gene NFAM1, whose product is annotated as NFAT activating protein with ITAM motif 1. Lineage: Eukaryota; Metazoa; Chordata; Mammalia; Microbiotheria; Microbiotheriidae. Gene Ontology annotation, molecular function: transmembrane signaling receptor activity. The coding region runs from base 68 to 814 and encodes 248 amino acids. Gene Ontology annotation, cellular component: membrane raft. The transcript has 6 exons. The record is from RefSeq and is a predicted model, not a curated record. Gene Ontology annotation, biological process: positive regulation of cytokine production; B cell receptor signaling pathway; positive regulation of B cell receptor signaling pathway.